AUGCAAACACCGCCCACGGCUGCAUCGGUGCUGUACAACUGGACAAUCACCCUUGACCUCGAGUGGGUUGCCGAAAUCGACGGCGGCGACUACGAGUGCAUCGCAUUGUACGCCCGUGAACCACACGGGAACACAAGCAGCAUAGAGUCGGUCGGCAGUGUGUCGGUGGACGUUGGCAGUAGCGCGGACGAAGAGGCAGUCCCCACCCCCUCCGCCAUGGCCAAGAACAGCCUUGUGUGGAUCGCCAGCACAGUGGUUGCCGGUAGCGUCGUGAUCGCUAUGGCAACAUACAUGCUGGUGGCGUCGUCACACAGAAAGCGGAGCACCUCCCUCUCCUUUGCACUUAUGGAUCCUGAGAGUGUACCGAGCAGCACCACGAUGCAUAACACGAACAGCUGCACGAGCACAACACCGACGAUGCGUCAAGCAUAUUCCCGUUCCGCGGGUCUAUUUCAGCGCUUCGGCUUGUCCAGGAAGACGCCUUUGCGGGAAACGCCAUCGUGCAGCAGCGGAAUGUCCGAGAGUCGCCAGAAGGACGAGGUGAGCUCCAGAUUCUCCAGCACUGAGUUGGUCGAGUCGGAGAUGCUAUGCACGGCAUCGUUCCAUCAGCAAGCGGUUUGCUGCUCUACAGGAAACACGUCGACUGCGGCGAGACGAAACUCGGCGGAUGCAGCACUGAAUCCGUACGAGUGUAGCAGCCAACCACGCAUCAGCAACGAUUAUACCCGCUUGCCGCUGCGGUCAAAGUCUCUGCAUCUGAACAAAGAACUCGUAGUCGGCUCCUCAUCCGCCUAUGAAGUGAUGCAAAGCGGAAUCCAGCACCCGACUGCGUCCGUGGACUCAGACCUGGUCGCUUCUCAGAAUGUCGACAAUAAGAGCGGUGUGGGAUCUGACACUGAGUACUCCUGCUACAAUGUUAUUAGCAACCGAAAGCGCCUGAGCACACAGAUAACUGUGCUGCCACCGUUGGAUAAGUGCGAUUCACAGGAUAGUGAAGAAACCUCACUGUUGCUGAUGCAGGGCAACUCCCCGUCGCUUAGCCCCACAAUCAGCAGGUCAUCGAUCCUCAGCAACGUGUCCACUGUUGGUAGCACCGCCAGCGCCAGCAGUGGCUAUAGUGGCAAAACUGCCGUUGCCACGAGUAACGUCAAUCAGCAUAUCGGCAUGGAGUCAGGCUACUCGACUUGGCAGCAGGCACAGCAUUAUGAUAUAUACGCGGCCACCGGCAGUACCAACGCCAGCAGCGGCGCAUCAACGGCAAGAAAUAGCACGGGAACCGUUGGCAGUAACCUAGCAAACGUUGGCAGUAGCAUAGCAACCCGGGACAGUGGCGCAACACGGUCGCUCGAGGCCAGCAUCGAGGCGUAUGAGGAAACAGCUGGUGUGGCUCUAUUGGCUGGCAAUGCCGUUGGUACCUACAGUGAUUCGCCAUACGCAGCCGCAUCGCCCUACACAGCCACGUACCACAGCAUGUGCAGGGAUGACAUCUAUGAAGCUAUGGACUACGGCUGUCGGUUUGAACGGGCGUCACACGACGACGACGAAGACGACAGCCACGGCAGUGCUCAAGUGCCCGCGGCAGCCGCGGCGCGUCUGGACAGUGUCGUCGAUGCCGUGAGAACGCACAGCUGGAACGUUCUGGUGUCGAAGAGCAGCACUGAGAUACUGGCUGGUGGCGGUGCGGGUGGCAAAGCAACGGCGGACUGUGAUUAUGACAUGUAUGCCAAGACGAACAACGCCAUGUCGGUCAAUCAGGAGAAGCCGGCUCCAGGCAGCCGUGACGACAGCGAGGUGAGUGAACACGCGCUACUCGGCUCCGGUUCGGAGUACAGCUUGUACGGCAUGUCGCAGGGUAACCACCAGGGCAAUGCCAGCCUGAAUCCAAGCGCCGUCCGCCAGAGCCUGGCAAUGUCGGGCAGUUUUCCCGGCGACCAGAAAGAAGCGCACAGCAGUCCCAGAUUGCUGGACACCAGUGCAGCAAACACCACCACUAGUAGUAGCAGAGGGAAGGAGGUGCGACUUUUCUCAAUGCCUAGCACAAUCCUGAGCGUUAUAAGAGUCAUGAGGCAGCUCGCUAAGCCAACGAAGCAUGAGGCGGGCCAAAAGACGAGUGCAAAGCCACAAGGCAAAAGCACUGAUGCCCACUCAAAUAGUGACUUGAACAAGCAUGGCUCGGCGACUGUCGAAUGCAACACAGCGCAGUAUGACCAACCACGCAGCAAAACAGCAGUUGGGCAAGCAUCAACAAACCACUCUACUGCCCAGAUGCGAAGGCAAGGUGCCAUAUCGAGCUGUGGCACGACCUCGGACAGCUGUGGGCCAUCAUGUAGCGAGCGAUACUGCGACGUCUUCGAGAGAGAGUCCGGCGCCUUUGAAGUAACAACUGCACCAACACACUACAACCAGAUAUACCAAGCCCAGCCCAGAAGUUCUGUGUCAAUGCAAGAUACCAUGCCACAGUUUCAAGCACCAGGCGAGCUGCCGACUGACUUGAAAACCAGUGGCAAAAGCAGCAGUGAAGUCAACAACCAACAUCUUGCAGCCAACAAGCAAUACAGCCAUUUAGAUGCGGCUGGGCGCUGUGAGGAAGCGAAGGGAGACUACAAUAAGUCCUCAAACGUCAAGACGAGUAGUUCCCUUCACAACACCAAGCUAUCAGAUCUGAUAUUCGAACAAGAUGAGCAUGAAAAGCUGGGUAUCACACCAUCAAGAGACGUAGAACAAGACUCCAUGGCUGUGAAUCUCCUCUACCAACAGCAAGGACUUGGCAGUGACAAAGGAAAACUGCCACCUUACGUGAGAAGCAGCGGCGAAAGCAGCAGUGAAGUCAGCAACCAACAUCGUGCAGCCAACCAGCAAUACAGCCAUUUAGAUGUGGCUGGCAGCUUCGAGCAAGCGAAUGGUGGCUACAAUAAGUUGUCCAAAGUCACAACGAGUAGUACAAAUUUCUCAGAUUCGGUAUAUGAACAAGACGAGUAUAGCAAGUUGGGCUCCAGCCCGACAUCAGGAAAAUCCCACAGUACCGCUGAUGACAUCGAUGUCGAGAAUGCUUGUCGCAGACGUACUACUAGCUCCAGACGUGGAGCCUCCCAAUCGUCUUCUCUUCAACAGCAGGCGUGCAUGAAAAGAAUGAGCUUAGAUGGGUUUGAUCUUGUUAUGGGACGCGGCCUGCAACUAAACUAG
Sycon ciliatum is the source of this 3183-nucleotide messenger RNA. RefSeq lists its product as uncharacterized. The transcript has 4 exons. Lineage: Eukaryota; Metazoa; Porifera; Calcarea; Leucosolenida; Sycettidae. The coding region runs from base 1 to 3183 and encodes 1060 amino acids. The record is from RefSeq and is a predicted model, not a curated record.